AUGACAGGUGAAGAAGAAUUUAACAUUGCUGCAAAUAUAAUGAUACCAGUAGAAAAUCCUGAGAGUUCUCAAAAUAUGGCCAACAUCCAAAAUGAUGAGAAGAUGGCUCACAUGGCACAAGAGCUUGAGAUUUUGAGAGAGGAACUACGUCAAGUGCGAGACUUGGCCAAGCUUUCGGCUACUACCUUCCCAACUUUCAAGAUGCCCAGCCACUUCCCUAGAGCUGACCUACCUCCUGCAGAUUCUCCAAACAUGCCUAAACGUGUUCCUAUCCCGCCUGUAUAUGCUGCUGAGGCCCCUACUUUCACGACACCGGCUAGGGUCAAAGUCCCGUAUGAGGUUGACCAAUAUACAGAAAUGGAGAAGGAUGCUCGAUUGAUAGAAGAUAAGUCAAUAGAUGCUCAAAUUCGAGAUAUUGACAUGCCGGUAGGAUACAAGCCCCCAAAGUUUGACGUAUUUGAUGGAAAGAGCGAUCCUCACGCACAUUCGAGGGCAUACUAUGACAAGUUAGUCGGUGUAUGGAGAAAUGAGAAACUAAGAAUGAAGUUGUUCAUUCGAAGUCUAUCUGGAGAAGCGUUGACUUGGUAUACAUGCCAGGAUCCUCGCAAAUGGUAUAACUGGCAGGAAAUGGCUGAGGAUUUCAUGAAUUGCUUCAGAUUUAAUACUGAAAUCACUGCAGACAGGUUCUCAUUAGCCAACAUACAAAAGAAACCAUUGGAGGACUUCCAGGAGUAUGCACGAUGUUGGAGAACCGAGGCUGCAAGGGUUCAACCACCGCUCGAUGAGAGUGAGCUCUCAAAAUACUUUAUUCGAGCCCAAGAAGGUAUCUACUUUGACAAGAUGAUGUUAAUGAUGGGCCAAAAGUUUGCAGAAUUGGUCAAGAUGGGGGAUUUUAUAGAAGAAGGCAUCAAAUCGGGUAAAAUUCAGUCCAUGGCCGCAUUGCAAGCUGCAAGUAAGGACAUACAAUCAGGCUCCAUUGGUGGCAUCAAGAAGAAAAAAGAGGAUGUUUCAGUCAUCAAUUACCAACAUGGAGGACAAUCCCACCAAUACCCCAACAAUCCCUAA
This is a messenger RNA of Solanum dulcamara, 1065 nucleotides long. RefSeq lists its product as uncharacterized. The record is from RefSeq and is a predicted model, not a curated record. The coding region runs from base 1 to 1065 and encodes 354 amino acids. The transcript has 3 exons. NCBI's taxonomy places the organism in Eukaryota, Viridiplantae, Streptophyta, Magnoliopsida, Solanales, Solanaceae.